This is a messenger RNA of Postia placenta MAD-698-R-SB12, 4089 nucleotides long. RefSeq lists its product as hypothetical. NCBI's taxonomy places the organism in Eukaryota, Fungi, Basidiomycota, Agaricomycetes, Polyporales, Adustoporiaceae. The transcript is spliced from 20 exons. The record is from RefSeq and is a predicted model, not a curated record. Bases 1 to 4089 code for a protein of 1362 amino acids.
AUGACCACGUUCGCUCCCCUCCCUGGAACAUACUUGACAAUCCGCCUCAAUCCAGUGACCAUGGUGGAGCACUUGGAGGAUUCUGUGGCCCUAGAUGCUGCACGUCAGAUGUCAGUCGGGACGUACAUUGCAUACGUCGAACAUGUAUACGAUUUUCCUUGGCCCGAUAGGCCGACGCACAAAUGCCGCAUAAACUUCGUUGGGCAAGGGCUACCGAAGCGUUUGAAAGAUGAAUUCAUGGAACCUUCAAUGCGUGCGACGCUUAAACGCGAUGCUGGGGUAUCUGGCGUUGAUCCAGACACUAUCAGACUAUGGGAUCGCCCUGACGGUCAACCUAGGCGCAAGAACUCCCUCGACGAAAUUAUAGAACAGAUGCCGGAUUCAGACAAUGAUGGAACGUCUGAUGGAGGCUCAGAAGGCAGGAACUUAGAUACCCACUCAGAGCCGUCGAUGAUAGGAUCGGAUGACGAGUCCGGAAGCCAGGAAUCCGCCGUAGACAUUACAGGAAUCGUAUUGGGUGACAAAUGCGAUGAGGAUCCCGACCUUGUCCCUCUUGUGGAGGUGUCGCUGGAGAUCUCGAAGGUAGAGCGCGUCCUCGACCCCAUUGGCUUUCUCGAAGAACAGGAGGCAAUCAUCGUUACUGAGGAUGGUCUUGAUAGGAUCAUCAAGGAAUCUCGUGCAAGGAAUCCUGCGCUCUUUGCUCAGUCUCUCGCCAAUAGUGAGCAGCAAUUUGGCGGUGGUGCUUGGACGAGCGAAGCUGGCGCUGGGCAUAGUAAAGAGUUUUCCGCAUCUACUGGUGUUCUUGCGUUGAGGAGUGAGGAAUCGCGAGUCAUCAGCCCCGGCAUCAAGUCAACAAACCAGGACUCCAGUCCAAGAUCUUUCGAAUUGCCACCCAAAUGGCACACUUGUGCAACUGGGGUUCCAAGACCAUGGUGGCUCUGCAUGCAUCUGCCUACCGAGGGUUCAGCCGGAAAUCCUACGCUUCCGAGUCUUGCGAGCGUUUGCACGAAGCGCGAGGGCUUCUAUCUUGCUGGCUCGAGAGUAGCUGAGGCGCUUACUCAGACCCCGCUUCUGAGCAUGAUCCUCAUCGCCGCUCUCAUUGCAUUGCAGCCAAGAUGGCCCUUCAAGCUCGCAGCGUCCGCGACAUACGCGUACUCCAUUGCGCUGUUGUCUGUUUGCACUGCUGGGAUCAUCUCCAUCGACUACUGUCUCGGUUGCCUCUUUGUGGGGCAAUUCCUGAUCGCGUUCCAGCUGCUGUGGUUACACGAUCCUUUGACAGAGUUCAAGCAUGAAAGGGAUACUGUCCCGCCGGCGGAGCUGCCAUUCUGGCGCCGAACGUACUGGGUGCUAUGCAUCUUCAUUGGUCCUCGUGGCAUAGGAUGGGCUCACCAGGCAAGUAUCCCCUACGUCCCACCUCGUCCUUAUGUGUCGCGCGAUGUGUUCACGCGGCGGCAGCUGCUCAAAGCACUGAGGUGGUACCUGUUCAUAGACAUCGCGAGAGCAUAUCAACUCGCACAUGAGCUCUUCACUCGCCCUGUCACGGACCUCUUUGACGUGGCGUCCCGCGGUUACCUGCAGCGAUGUGCAAAUGUCGCCGCGUUGCUGGGGCCAUGGCUUGGCACUCUCGCCAUGGAUUACUAUCUCUUCUCUGCGGCACACGUGAACUUAGGCUGGUCUGCUCCCGGAGACUGGCCAGACGUUUACGGGAACUGGGCUGAUGCGUACACAGUGCGGCGAUUCUGGGGACGCACCUACCAUCAAUACUUUCGCCGCCACACCGCGUUUGUGGGGAAGGGAUGUUGCCGCCUGCUGCGGCUGCAACCAGGUUCCUGGGCGUCUUCGUACACGCAGCUGUACGUCGGCUUCGCGACGUCCGGCUUUAUGCACUGCGUGGGUGACUUCAUAGUUGAUCGAGCGCUGUUUGGGAUGUCCUUCCCGUUCUUCCUCGCGCAAGCGGUUGCCAUCUCGCUGGAGGAUGCGGCCAUCGGCGUGGCGCGGCGGACGGGCCUGCAGUCCUUGUUCCCAGCUUAUCUAUGGCGCAUGCUGGGGUACGCAUGGGUGGUCGUGUGGUUCAGUGUGUCGGCACCAUGGUUCAUCGUCACGUCGAUUCGUGUAGGGGUGCUGUUUCCCUCCAGUGCUCGUGGCAGGGUGGCCAUUGAAGUAUUUGGUAGAACGCGUGACACGAUAAGGCGAAGGCGACACACCAAGGUAGGCAGAAACAACUGGAGGGCGAAGCUGCGAGUGACAUCGUGUGACCAAUGCGUCCUCAGCCGCUAUGAUCAGUGUUCUGGCUUGCUUCCCGCAGAGUUGAUUUCCAACGCUGAUCAUGCGUCGAGGAGCGUCCCAUCUUUGGCGGCCGAUGCGAUACAUACGAUGUACAGCGACGUGCUGUGUCCGGCUAUUCGCAGACGCACAAGUUUCGUCUUGCGAGGCGCGCGGGCACGGGAUGAACACCGAGCGAAAUUAUUGGUUGCACGUAAGGCAAAGAGUUGCCUUAUGAUCACUGACUUGCGACCUCUCGACACAUGUCACCGUGCAAAAACAACAAUUGUGGGCAAUGUAUCCACCAAGGCCGAUAAGGGUCCAGGCCUGGCUGGGCGGUUGUGUAACUGCCAGGCGUUCCUGAUUCAUGAGAAAUGGAACCGGGGAAACGAGGAAAGGGACUUGCUCUCGCCUCCUGGCAGGCACCCGGCGCUGUCGUCUCAUGUCGCUUUUGUGUUGCUCUUAGCAGCGGAUUCAGACACACAGCACUCUCUGCCAGUAUCUACGUCCCAGCAGCCAACCAUCGCGCGGCCGCCAGUGGGAUGCACAUUUGGCGCCAUCCCGCUCCCCCUCGUUAUCCUCGUCAUCGUCACGGUCGAGCAGCCCUACGCCGACACUCACAAGUGGAUCAGCAACGCUGCCUUUAAGUUCAGCCUCCCCGUCACCACCAUGCCGCCCAUCUCUACAGGAACAGUACAUGCUCAGUCUUACGAGGAAGCAGAAAACGGCGCGACGCACGCGAUGGACUAUUCUUCUAGGAUCUGGGAUGAGCUCCUUGAUUGGAGGCCACAUGAUGACAUACACGCCCCGCAUCUCAGACGCGCGCCAGAGCCAGUACCUCAAGGAUUCAGCGUAGAGCCUACGUCGACCGUGAUUUCCUUUCCUGGGCAGUCGACGCAGUCUGGCUCUUCUACUUUCGUUUCGUCCCCUGCUUCUGCGUCUGCUUCCGCAUCGUCAACGCCCUCCACGAUCUCUGCCAGCUCUACGAUCCCUACGAUACCCGCCACGCCACCAGUACUACCGACACCAUUUCCUCAGCCGUUCUCAAGCUUGGGGUCGAGCAAUUUUGCCACUGAAAGCUGUUAUAUAUUCUUCCAGAACAUGUCUGACACGGAUCCAUUCCGCACAUGCCGGCCUUUCUCUUUAUUGGUGCAAAGUUCCGCAGACUUCAUUAAUUCUAUGUCCGUCGCGUCGUGGUUCCUGUCUGCAGGGUCGACGACUGACCAUCCCUUCUUUGCGCGUGCGGGGCUGACCCCCACUAAGCAGGCUCAGUCGAAUAUUACGCUCCUUAAUACGCUCGUCUGGGGAACGUGCAACACCGACCCAAGCGUGGACCAGUGCGUCGCAAACAUGGGCUGGUUCGCGCAGCAGCUUCAAAGCGCAUGUACGACGGAGAUAAGCCAGACCAACGAGCUCGUAACGAGCACACUCAUAGGCCUGGAGGCCUAUAGCCUCAUGCGCAGCGCAGGGUGCCUGCCAGACACCGCGACGAACGCAUACUGCUACGUGGAGUCGGUCGAGAGCUCGCAUCCCGACGACAUGUUUUACUACCAGCUCCCGCUGGGGACCGCGCUGCCGAACAACACGCUGCCGAGCUGCUCGUCGUGCACGCAGAGCCUGAUGGCACAGUACGUCGAGGAAGGGCUCAACACGACAGGGCUGCGCGAGACAUACGCGGACGCGGCGCUCAUCACGAACAAGGUGUGCGGGAACGGGUUUGUGUCGGAGACGGUCACAGAGAAAACCGGGGGCGCGUUGCGCGCGCGGACAGGCACCUGGGCGGCGGUAGCAGCUGUCGUGCUGGCUAUUGCCCAUGUCUCGUGUUGA